CCACCUCCACAGUUGUAGAACUUUCUCUGUCUGUACUCGGAGUAUUCUGAGUAGCCUGUCCGCGCUGCUCCUUUAAUUUCUGAGCCGAUUUCCAGAAAGCAGCAAACUGUAACAGGCUCAGCGAUCCUCCCCCUGAUGGAUUAUUUAACAGGCGCUGAGUCCCAUGUCGCCAUCUGCUACUAUAGGAAGAAAAACACCGCGGCGCAAUAUUCUCCAAAGGCUCCACACACGAGGCGGUGGUUAUUCGGCAGCAAAACGGGUAAAUAAACCGGUUAGAUAAAUGUAGUUUGCUUGGAUAUUAAACUUUGCGCAACAGGUGUUUGGGAUUUUACGCGCGUCAGAGAGAACAGGACCGGACACGAGCCACAGCGAGGCGUAAAACAUAAGGGGGUUCAUUCAGGUUAAUAGUAAUGGACUGAGUUUUAUUUCAACAUGUAAACAGGUGUCUCUUAGUAAAAUGUGCUGCUUAUGAACUAAGCCGACCGUUGCGCAUUGGAGAUCCAUGGUUGGAUAACUGAGCCGCCAAACAAAAUCAACCCGCUGACUGACGUGAUCUGAGGCUUUUGUGAAGACAAUGCUGACCUCAUCCGCACGGUGAAGCUGAUCGGGGUCAACGAAGGCAACCGUACGGCAGCAGAGUCUGGGCCAGCCAUGGUGGUGGAGGGCGACCGGACGCUGCUCGCCGCCAGGCAAGGCGACGUGCAGACUCUCAAAGUGCAAUUAGCGGCGAAAGCGCUCACCAGCGACGUCAAGGACGGGCUCGGGGCCUCCCCUGUCCACCACGCAGCCCGGGCCGGGAAGCUCACCUGCCUGCGCUUCCUGGUGGAGGAGGCAGGGCUGCCGGGGAACUGCCUGGCCAACAAUGGGGCGAACCCGGCGCAUGACGCGGCGGCCACGGGUAACCUGGCCUGCUUACAGUGGCUGCUGACCCAGGGAGGAUGUCGGCCAGAGGACAGGGACAGUUCUGGUGCCACUGUUCUCCACCUCGCAUCCCGUUUCAGCCACCAUGAGAUCACUGAUUGGCUGCUAAAGACCGGUGAGGGCGACCCUGGAGCCUCCACCGAUACCGGUGCCCUACCUGUUCACUACGCUGCUGCCAAGGGAGACCUGCCCUCUCUACGACUGCUACUGGGGCACAGCCCAAAUGUUGUCAACUCCCAAACUAAGAAUGGUGCCACGCCGCUCUACCUGGCCUGCCAGGAGGGUCAUCUGGAGGUCGUCCAAUACCUGGUCAAGGAUUGCGGAGCUGAUCCGAGCAUCAGAGCCAAUGACGGGAUGACACCUCUGCACGCUGCUGCCCAGAUGGGCCACAACACUGUCAUCGUAUGGCUGAUGAGUUUCACAGAGAUCAGCCUGGCGGACAGGGACGGUGACGGAGCCACGGCGAUGCACUUUGCAGCCAGUCGAGGUCACGCGAAGGUGCUCAGCUGGCUGCUGCUGCACGGCGGAGAGAUCGUCACCGACAACUGGGGAGGGACGCCCUUACAUGAUGCUGCAGAGAACGGGGAACUGGAGUGCUGUCAGAUCCUGGUGGUGAACGGGGUGGAUCUGGGCAUCAGGGACCAGGACGGCUUCACAGCUGCAGACCUGGCCGAAUACAACGGCCACUCCCAGUGUGCCAAGUACCUGCGCACCGUGGAGAACAUGAGUGUGGAGCACCGCGUUUUGUCUCGGGACCCCUCGACGGAUCUCGAGUACAAGCAGCCGGACUCGGGCCUGUCGUCCCCGAACACCACCAUGCCUCCCACCAGCCAGGCGGCACACUUCAACAUCAGCUCGCCGUCCAGCUCCCUGUCCAACUAUGACUCAGCCAACUCCAGCCAGUCCAGCACCGGGGAGAAGAGAAGCAGCUUAACGAUGUCACGAGGCCCACCGGCUCAGCUCAAUACAGUGGCGCACACAGGUGCAUCAGAAUCGGCCAUCUCAGACAUGCAGGCAUACAUGGACAUGCUAAACCCAGACAUCGGCUCUGACGUGCCCAAGAACACUGAGAUACCUGCUGAGCCGAAGCCCCCGCCGCCGCCUCCAGCGUAUCCGCCGCCGCCUCCUCCACAGUGUCCCCCGGUGCCUCCUCCGCCCCCGAGCUACCCGGCGCCAAAACCCCCUCAGGAGCCUUCACCAGCUGAGUUUCUGAAGGUGAAGGGCAACCUGCGACAUGUGGAGAGCAAAAAGGAGCUGACUUCCGGAGAAAACCACGAGAAAUUACGCCGUGUGGAUUCAAACAGGAAGUCGAGGAGCUUCAGCAAGCAGCCCAGCACUGGGGACUAUUACAAGACGCUGGGCAGCGACACCGCAGAGCGCCGUGGAAGCAAAGGCAUGGCGCCCAACGAGGAGGGUUCUGUGUUAUUGGAGGAGCCGACCGACAGUCCCGCCCACAGCUCUGAAAACGGCACCACGGAGGAAUCCGUUCCACCCCCACCUCCGCCUCCUCCGCCUCCUCUUCCCCCCAGCAAUCCGAUGCCAACACCCCCUCCGCCUCCUCCGCUGCCCCCAGAGACGCAAACCUCCACCCAGAAUAAUGCCAGCAGCACCUCCAGCAGCAUGCAGCGACGCCCAUCUUCCUCGUCAGGAAGCGGGGAUAUGUCAGCCUCUCAGGCAGAGGGAGGGGCACUUAGACAGAUGAAGAGCACAAAAUCUUUCAACAUGAUGUCCCCCACUGGCGACAACUCGGAGCUGCUGGCAGAGAUCAAAGCAGGGAAGAGCCUCAAGCCCACGCCUCACAGUAAAGGCUACACCACCGUGUUUUCCAACAGCGGACCCACAGGCAACAAUGGAAACUCCACAUCUCCAGAGCCUCCCCUGUCCAGCCCACCAGCCAAACCUCCAUCCCCUCCGCCAUCCAACACGUCCAUCACCUCCCCGCCCAUCACCUCCCCGCCCAUCACCCCGAGUCCCAGCCCCAGUCCCACCGGCUCUGGCUCCGGAUCUGCCAGGACCAUGUCGACCUCUGCGAGCUAUGAGCAGCUGCCGUCCAACUCUGUGAUCAACGGGAACAGCAGCAGCGGAGGAUCGGCGAAAGCGGAGUCGGGGAGGAAGACGAGCCUGGCAGAUGUGGAGGCGCUGGUGCCCACUCAUGACGAGCAGGGAAAGGCCAUCCCUGAGUGGAAGAGGCAGGUGAUGGUGAGGAAGCUGCAGGUGAAGAUGCAGGAGGAGGAAGAGCACAAGCGCAAGGCUGAGGAGGAGGCAGCUCGCCUGGCAUCGAUGCCGGCCUGGAGGAGAGACAUGAUGAAGAAGAAAAUGGAUGAAGAGAGAUGUGACAGGGAACAAAAAAGAAAAGCAGAAGAGCAGGCCAAACAGGUGAAGGAGAUGGAGGAGAAGACGGAGCUGGAGCGACUACGAACCAUGGGCUACGACGAAACCAAACUGGCCCCCUGGCAGCGGCAGAUCAUCCUGAAGAAAGGGGAUAUAGCCAAACAGUGACCUGGAUCGCCCUCCCCCAGCGCCUCACCCUCCCCGAUCCUCCACCCCAACACCGGACAGCCAGGAGGAGCUCGUCUAAACUCCGUUUUACUCUCCAGUCUCCAGAAAUGCCGGCCAGCCUGCAGACUCUGAGGUUCAUGUUGGGUUAAAUGCAACAGAACGAUCCUCCACCUCCCACUGAAAGUCUCAUGGACACAAACUCUCAGUCUUUGAGCUUAAACGACACGUCUGACAUGCACUGACUCUCCUCGCUUAAGACAUCUGCUAUAAAGGCACGUGUCCUGAACUAAAUUAUCUUCAUCUGCUUUCCUACAAAUCACUAGAAAUAGAAAUAUUUCAUAAAGUAGAUUUAAGAGGCUUGUGAUAGAAUAAAAGAGGCUACCUGUGAGCAUUUCUGUCAUUGUUAUUGCAUUUAUAUUGUCCCUUUAUUAGCCUCACUCACCGUUAUGUAGUGAAUGGAGACGUAGCUCCAACAACUCAGCAAAGGCUUGUUCCGCUCUGAAGCAGCUAAUGCAUUCUGUAUGUAGAUAGCAUCACUUCUUUAUCACGUCUUAGUCAGAACACUUUUGUAUCGAGCUCAUAGAAGCACUUCCUAGGCUUCAGUUUACUGCCAGAGUCGUAAUUCUCGUAAGAAGCAGAUCCUAACACUGCUAAUCUGCUUCUUUAGUUAAGCUUGUUGUCAUUUUCCUCUAAUAAAAUAUUUAGUUUUAAACAAUGCAAAGAUUAUCUAGCUGUGCAAAUUGAAUUUUAUUAAAUUUUCACUGGAGAGAAUUUAAAAAAAAAAAAAGCUGCAAAGUUCCAACUGAAUUUUCUAAAUAUGUGAGCUAAAUGUUCAGCUGUUGUCAUCAUGAAUGUGAAAUGUGGUGUGCAUGUGUUGCAUAAUGUGUAUCAAGCAUGUCGUGGUGUAUUAUUACUCGACUCCACAGGACCUGAAAAUUCAAAGAACAUCAAAUAGAAAAAAGCUAGUUUCAUUUCGAUAUGGCCUUUCUAAAAAAAAAAAAAGACAAAAAAAAAACAGAAUAUACACAUCAAAGAAACAGCACCUUGUCUCAUCUGCACACUGAAUAUUGCAAAAGUAGAGAAAAGACAUCAGUUUGUCCUGUUCGGGCCUUUGUCCCACUAACCUGGGAGAUAAAUGUUUGAUGAGCAGAUCUGCUUACAGAGCGCUCCGUCUGCCGCAGGCCAGCGAAUCAAAAACAUACUGUUCCUCAGAUGAUGCCAGCUAAGUUUUAGUAAGACUAGUAGGACUUUUUCAUGACAGAACCAACACCAGUACAAGGUUGAUCAUUACACACCAUGCAUUAGUUCUAAAUAACAGCUCCUUCCAGCUCCAGGUUUUAAGUAUUUAAGGAUUCACUAUUAUAUUUGGGUACAAGUCUGUCUAUUUGAAGCUACAGAUUAAAAUGUGACACAAAUUUUAAAUUUUACCUGUAUAUGAAUCUGCACAUUGACUUUUAGGAGCGAAUAAAGCUCACAAAAAAAAGACAAAGCUCUCAUUUUUAACAUCGAUAUUCAAACAUCCUAAGUUUACUUUAUUCACGUUGGAUUUUUACAAAAAAUAGCGUAUCAAGCAAACA
This is a messenger RNA of Amphiprion ocellaris (clown anemonefish), 4997 nucleotides long. It is a transcript of the gene espn, whose product is annotated as espin. Gene Ontology annotation, cellular component: cytoplasm. Gene Ontology annotation, biological process: actin filament bundle assembly. Bases 652 to 3420 code for a protein of 922 amino acids. The transcript is spliced from 15 exons. The record is from RefSeq and is a predicted model, not a curated record. NCBI's taxonomy places the organism in Eukaryota, Metazoa, Chordata, Actinopteri, Pomacentridae. Gene Ontology annotation, molecular function: actin filament binding.